AUGGCUCCACGUCAACGAGUGGAGUUUAAUGGGUUUUCAUUUGUCAUUCCUGAUCCUUCCUUCAAAAUUCCAGUUUUCAAGUGUUGUGGUUCAUUAUCGGAUCAAUCGUGCAACAGUUUGAAUUUUGUCGCACAUUCUGAGUAUGAUAGAGUUGAUGAAUAUGUCGAAGCUGUCGCUGAAAAAACACAACCGCGCCUAGAAAAUGUUCCAGUAGCAACGAUUCUGCCAUCGAGUUUUGACGCGCCAAUUAGUACCGAGAGCAGCUCAAAACCAUUUCCGAGCCAAUCAACCGAAAAAUAUCAGGAGCGCGCCGCUGCAAACGAAGAAGAAGACAGUUUUGAUAAUUUUGACGCUGCCGCGUACGUAUUGAGUAAUGAACAAAAUGAAAAAAAUGUGCCGAGCUCGUCCAAUCUGCUCGCCACAAUCGAUAGCUCCAAAAAGCGUCACGACAUGCAUGGUCAAUUUCGAGGCUUUUUGCAGGAUGAUGGAGAGGAAUUUGCCGACGAAUUGGCUCUUCUUUGUGUCGAUCGUCGCAAUGAAUUGUACAGUACCUUGAAGAAAACAUUCGGUUUUAACAAUUUUCGUCAUCGACAGAAGACGGCAAUUGUCGCGACAUUGCUUGGCUAUGACACGUUUGUGUUGAUGCCAACAGGAGCUGGAAAAUCGCUAUGCUAUCAACUACCAGCGAUUUUGAGUCCUGGUGUAACGAUCGUCGUCUCACCGUUGAAAUCGUUAAUCGAGGAUCAGACGAUGAAGAUGAAAGAAUUGGGAAUUGGAUGUAAAGCAUUGACAUCAGAGCUUUCGACGGCCGAUCAAGAAGAAAUUUAUCAAAAUUUGGCGCUUGUUCAACCAACGAUCAAACUACUAUACGUAACUCCAGAAAAGAUCAGCGCUUCAAGUCGCUUGAUUUCGGCAUUCUACAAUUUGCAUAAGCGUGGAAAGCUGGCGCGAUUCGUCAUCGAUGAAGCGCAUUGUGUUUCACAAUGGGGACACGAUUUUCGUCCUGAUUACACGAAACUUCAAUCAUUACGAGAACGCUUUCGCGAUCCGAACGUUCCCAUCAUCGCGCUCACGGCAACGGCAACGCCGAAAAUUGUCACCGACGCGAGAAAUCAUUUAGGAAUGGAAAACUCGAAACUUUUUAUUAGUAGUUUUGUUCGCGACAAUCUCAAAUACGACUUGAUACCGAAAGCGUCGCGUUCGUUGGUGAAUGUGGUUGAGAAAAUGAAGCAGUUGUAUCCGGGCAAAUCUGGAAUUAUUUAUUGCCUGUCUAGAAAAGAAUGCGAAAGUGUUCAAUUAAUGCUCACCAAAUCGGGUCUCACCGCCGAAGUUUAUCACGCUGGUUUGAGUGACACAACUCGCGUAAUGGUACAACGAAGAUGGCUAUCGAAUCGGGUUGAUGUAAUUUGUGCCACAAUUGCGUUCGGAAUGGGAAUCGAUAAACCCGAUGUUCGAUUCGUUAUUCAUUAUAGUAUGCCGAAAUCCAUUGAAGGGUAUUAUCAAGAAACGGGUCGAGCUGGACGAGACGGCCUUCCGUCCUAUUGCCUCAUGCUUUAUUCAUACAAUGAUUCGAUUCGUCUGCGGAGAAUGAUUGAAGAAGGAAAUACGACAACAGGUGUCCGAAUGAUGCACUUGACAAAUGUGCUUCAAGUAGUUGCGUACUGCGAAAAUGUUUCGGUUUGUCGCCGGAAAAUGCUCGUCGAGCAUUUUGGAGAGGUUUAUGAUGAAUCAUCAUGCCGAAAUAGCAAAACCCCAUGUGACGUGUGCGAACGACGAAAAAAGAAUCCGGAGGCGAUUCGAUUAUUCGAUGUUAGCGAUGAGGCGAAGAUGAUGCUUCAGUGCCUUCCAAAAAUGCCGAAGACGACGCUGAAAUAUUUGUCGGAAUUGUAUCGCGGUCAUUUGGCGAAAAAAUCGAACGAGCAGGCGAUGCGACUCGGCCACACCACACUUCCAUUCUAUCGACGCGGGCAGGGAAUGUCGGAAAUGGACGCGUUGAGAUUUGUGCGAAAAUUGGUUGUUGAAGGCUAUGUCCACGAGCGUCUUUAUUCGCUGCCGAAUCAGCCGGCUGUCGUGUUCGCCUAUGCGGAGCUCACCGAUCUCGGACGGCAAGUCGCAAGCGGUACGAAAACGGCGAAGAUUUAUUUGCACAUUGUGACUUGCGAGAAGAAGCAGAGAUCGCUUGGAAUGAUUGAGCUCACAAAUAUGAAUACUGUCUCGGAAGCGCAAGCGCUCAAAGAGAAACAUAUGGUCAAACACGGCGAUAUUUUUGCGGCGUGCAUCAAAGAAUUGACGCAGCUUUUGACGGCAACAGCGGAAAGCAUUGGAUUGCCAGGACCGUAUUCGAUUGUGUCUCGUGAGGGAAUUGAACAGAUUGCUGCACUAUUGCCUCGUACCAACUCGGAAAUGUUGAAGAUUGAUAGUAUGACUGAAAUGAAAAUUCAAAGAUAUUGCCCAAUGAUCAUGCAGGCGUUGAAUCCGUUCUGGAAACAAGUCGAUGAACGAGAAGAAGCUGAAAUGCGGCAGCAACUCGAGAAAUUGAAAAAUGGCGAAUUUGUGAUGGGCGGUUUUGCCGAAUUGCCGCCGGGUCCAUCAAUUUCGGAGACACGCUCGACGUUCCCAUCGCGUUCGCGUGGUCGUGCCGGAACAGUUCGAGCUCGUAAACGAGUGACACCGGGAUCUUCGUCUGGUGGCAGAGCGAUUAAGAGGCCACGUGCAACAGCGCCGUCGAGAGGAGGAGGCGGAGCCGGCAGCCGAAGAGGCGGGAGCAAGAAGGCGACGAGCACGACAACACCGAGAAUCGGCUUGUUUCCGUCGGGAUUAUUCUAG
This is a messenger RNA of Caenorhabditis bovis, 2826 nucleotides long. Lineage: Eukaryota; Metazoa; Nematoda; Chromadorea; Rhabditida; Rhabditidae. The record is from the annotation of a GenBank genome assembly.